Molecule: messenger RNA, 661 nt
Organism: Carya illinoinensis
Lineage: Eukaryota; Viridiplantae; Streptophyta; Magnoliopsida; Fagales; Juglandaceae
Product: thioredoxin H-type-like
Exons: 3
Coding region: 41-475 (144 amino acids)
Source: RefSeq, a predicted model, not a curated record
AUGUUUUAAGGAUACAAUCCAUUCACAGUUGCUUAUCUAUAUGACGAGAAGGGGCGUUUCAUUUUGCGUGUUGAGUCUGUUUUGCGAGAAAAUAUUUGGGGAAAGAGAGAAGAGUGUGAGAGAAAUGGCAGCAGAAGAAGGGCAAGUGAUCGGUGUGCAUACUGUUGAGGCCUGGAAUGAACAGCUCCAGAAGGGCAACGGCUCCAAAAAACUGAUGGUUGUUGAUUUCACCGCUUCCUGGUGUGGUCCAUGCCGCUUCAUUUCCCCAUUCCUGGCAGAAUUGGCUAAGAAAUUGCCAGAUGUUACAUUUCUCAAAGUGGAUGUGGAUGAACUGAAGUCGGUUGCUCAAGACUGGGCUGUGGAGGCAAUGCCAACUUUCAUGUUCUUGAAAGAAGGGAAGAUUGUGGACAAGGUGGUGGGAGCAAAGAAAGAGGAACUGCAGCAGACUCUAGCAAAGCACUUGGCUACUGCAUAAAACCUCAAUAGUGAUGCAGUUGAAUCUGUCUGAACGGGGUUUAUUAUACAUCUCACCAUUAUGCUAUUAUAUGUGAAAUCUUGUCAGUUUCUUGUUCCCAUUUGUAUCGAAUUCCGUGGUUUUACUUGUUUGAACUUUGCACUUUUAAUACGGUAGAGUGCCUUAAUAAUGUUAGAUUUCGUAAAA